Molecule: messenger RNA, 773 nt
Organism: Paramecium primaurelia
Lineage: Eukaryota; Ciliophora; Oligohymenophorea; Peniculida; Parameciidae
Source: the annotation of a GenBank genome assembly
AUUAAAUAAAGAUAUAUUUAUUUUUAAAAUGGUAAUGAAUAUCAAAAUUAAUCAUGCUAGGGAGUCGACGCAUAUAAAAAGACAAGAGUAUAAAGAAAUGUUUAAAGAAAAGUAACAUCAACUAACCUCUAUUUGAAAUUAUUGAUAAAGGUAAUAAUUAAUGAAUUAAUCAUAGUUAUAUAAAUUCUUAGCUAGAAGAACAGAUUCCAAUUUCAAUGCAACAAUUUUAAGAAGACUUUAAUAAACUAGAACAGCUAGAUAUCCCAUUAGUGUAAGCAGACUUGUCAAAUAAAUUAAUACUGCUAAAGAUAAGACAAGAACAUUAGUUGUUGUUGGCACUGUUACAGAUGAGUAAUUAUAUACAUCAUACCUUUAGUGUACGUCUUCUUACUGUUCCUAAACUUAAUGUUUGUGCUCUUAGAUUCACUGAGACAGCCAGAAAGAGAAUUCUUGCAGCUGGUGGAAAAACAUUGACUUUUGAUUAAUUAGCACAAUAAAAUCCAACAGGUAUGAUAAUAAAUAAAUUAAUUCAAAGGCACUGGAACAAUAUUAUUGAGAGGACCAAGAGUUAGAGAAGAAUUAAAACAUUUNUGUUUUCAAUUAUACAAUUUACAUAAAUAAUUGGACUAAUAUCAUAUCUCUACUUCAAAUAACAAUAACAUUAUGUGCUUUUUGUAACAAAUGAUAAAAAGUAAUUUACUUGAUUUAUAAAUACAUCUAAAUUAUAACUAAUAAGUAAGAUAAACCAAUUAAUUAUUUUAAUUGUAAUGAUU